AUGUCUGAAUCUGGGCAGUCCUCAGCAGCUGCCACACCAAGCACCACUGGAACCAAGUCCAACACUCCAACGUCAUCUGUGCCCUCUGCUGCCGUCACACCUUUGAAUGAAAGCAUCCAGCCCAUCAGUGAAUACAAUGGCACAACCAAGAGCAAUAAGAGGGCACGAGAAAAACGGAACAGCCGGAACAUGGAAGUCCAGGUCACACAGGAGAUGAGAAAUGUCAGCAUAGGAAUGGGCAGCAGUGAUGAGUGGUCUGAUGUUCAGGACAUCAUAGACUCUACUCCAGAGCUGGAUAUGUGUCAAGACCCCCGCCUGGAACGCACUGGUAACAGCCCAACACAAGGGAUUGUGAACAAAGCAUUUGGCAUCAACACAGACUCUCUGUAUCAUGAACUUUCCACAGCAGGGUCCGAGGUUAUCGGAGAUGUUGAUGAAGGAGCAGAUCUGCUAGGAAUGGGCAAAGAAGUGGGGAAUCUGCUGUUGGAGAACUCGCAGCUACUGGAGACCAAAAAUGCUUUGAACGUUGUGAAGAAUGAUUUGAUUGCCAAGGUGGACCAGCUGUCUGGAGAGCAAGAAGUGCUGAAGGGAGAGCUUGAAGCAACAAAGCAGGCCAAAGCCAAAAUGGAAACCAGAGUCAAAGAGCUGGAGGAGGAGCUGAAAAGAGUGAAAUCUGAAGCGAUUGUUGCCCGACGAGAACCCAAAGAGGAGGUGGAGGAUGUAAGCAGCUAUCUCUGUACAGAAUUGCAGUGCUCCUCCCCUCUGCAGGACAACAUUCCCAUAGCUCAGCGCCGCCGCUUCACCCGUGUGGAAAUGGCCCGGGUUCUGAUGGAGCGCAAUCAAUACAAAGAGAGGUUGAUGGAGCUCCAGGAGGCUGUCAGGUGGACAGAGAUGAUCAGAGCAUCCCGUGAGCACCCGUCCGUCCAGGAGAAGAAGAAAUCCACCAUUUGGCAGUUCUUCAGCCGUCUGUUCAGCUCUUCCUCAAGUCCCCCACCAGCAAAGAGGACCUACCCAUCUGUGAACAUCCACUACAAAUCUCCAACAACAGCCGGGUUCAGCCAGCGUCGCAGUCACACCAUGUGCCAGAUUUCCUCUGGCAGCCGCACCCUGGAGUUCUUCCCUGAAGAUGACUGUACAUCCUCAGCACGUCGCGAGCAGAAACGGGAGCAGUACCGCCAGGUACGGGAGCAUGUGCGCAACGAUGACGGCAGAUUGCAGGCCUGCGGCUGGAGCCUCCCUGCCAAGUACAAGCAGCUGAGUCCCAAUGGUGGUCAGGAAGACACUCGCAUGAAAAACGUCCCUGUGCCUGUAUAUUGUCGCCCACUAGUAGAGAAGGACCCAACUAUGAAGUUGUGGUGUGCAGCUGGAGUCAAUCUCAUGGGAUGGAGACCUUUGGAGCAGGAGCCUGGGAAUGGGCAGAAAUUGGAUCCUGGACGUGAUCCCCUCACCUGUGAUAGGGAAGUGGAAGGCGAGAACAACAAAAGUAACCAUACAUCUCCUGAAAAGAAAAAGGCAAAGGAGCUCCAUGAAAUGGAUGCCACAUCCAGUCGUGUCUGGAUCCUCACUAGUACGCUAUCAACGAGUAAAGUUGUAAUUAUUGAUGCCAAUCAGCCUGGCACAGUGGUGGACCAGUUCACUGUCUGCAAUGCUCAUGUGCUCUGCAUCUCCAGCAUCCCUGCAGCCAGUGAGAGUGAUUAUCCUCCAGGCGAGAUCUUUCUGGAGGGAGAUGUAAAUCCUGAAGAGUCAUCUGGAACAGAUGGUGUCUUGGCAGGAAUCACUCUGGUGGGCUGUGCAACCCGCUGCAAUGUGCCACGAAGCAACUGUUCCUCGCGUGGUGACACACCUGUGCUGGACAAAGGACAGAGUGAGGUGGCUACUGUCUGCAAUGGGAAGAUCAACCAGUCCCAGUCUACUGAGGAGGCAACAGAAGCUACGGAGGUACCAGAGAAUGGUACAAGCGAGGCAGAGCCUGCUCAGGCUCGGCCUGGGCCCCUCACGGAGCAUGUGUUUACAGAUCCAGUCCCUGCACAGGCAUCUAUUAGGCAGAACGGGGAGAAUGGGCAGCUGAAGACAGAGUCAAGCACGACGCUGCCAGAUCAGGAGUUGAAUGGGGAUGCUGCUGGGACUUGCACCAGUGCUGCCCCCACCAUGUGGCUGGGAGCGCAGAACGGCUGGCUUUAUGUGCACUCAGCUGUAUCCAACUGGAAGAAGUGUCUGCACUCCAUAAAGCUGAAGGACUCUGUACUGAGUCUGGUGCAUGUGAAAGGGAGGGUUCUUGUUGCUCUGGCAGAUGGAACACUAGCCAUAUUCCACAGGGGAGAAGAUGGUCAGUGGGAUCUCAGUAAUUACCACCUAAUGGACCUCGGUCACACUCACCAUUCCAUCCGCUGCAUGGCUGUUGUGUAUGAUAGAGUCUGGUGUGGCUACAAGAACAAAAUCCAUGUUAUCCAGCCUAAGACAAUGCAGAUUGAGAAAUCCUUUGAUGCACACCCUCGGCGGGAGAGUCAAGUGCGACAGUUGGCAUGGAUUGGAGAUGGAGUAUGGGUUUCUAUCCGCCUGGACUCCACUUUGAGGCUUUACCAUGCCCACAGCCAUCAACAUCUGCAAGAUGUUGACAUUGAGCCUUACGUCAGCAAGAUGCUAGGCACUGGAAAGCUGGGCUUCUCGUUCGUGCGGAUUACAGCCCUGCUCAUUGCUGGCAACCGUCUCUGGGUGGGGACAGGGAAUGGUGUCGUCAUCUCCAUUCCUUUGACUGAGACUGUAGUCCUCCACCGAGGCCAACUCCUUGGGCUCCGGGCCAACAAGACCUCACCAACCUCUGGAGAGGGCAGCCGCUCUGGUGGGGUCAUCCACGUGUACGGUGAUGACAACAGUGACAAAUCUGCCAGCAGUUUCAUUCCCUACUGCUCCAUGGCUCAGGCACAGCUCUGUUUCCACGGCCACCGUGAUGCUGUCAAGUUCUUCGUUUCUGUGCCUGGAAAUGUCCUAGCAACCUUGAAUGGGAGUGUGUUGGACAGCCCUUCGGAGAACCCUAGCACAGCAGCCACAGAGACUGAGGGGCAGAAGCUGAAGAACGUCCUGGUGCUGAGCGGAGGAGAGGGAUACAUCGAUUUCCGGAUCGGGGAUGGAGAAGAUGAUGAGACAGACGAAAAUGCAGGAGAUGCCACCCAGGUGAAGCCAGUACUUUCCAAGGCUGAAAGGAGCCACAUUAUUGUGUGGCAGGUAUCAUAUAUCCCUGAGUGAGAAAUUCUCCUUUCCCACCAAUCUAAGUGUCCCUCCUCCCGCCUGAAUGCCAAGAUGUACAUACAGAACGCCUGCAUUAUACCUACUGCUGGAAACCGACCCCAGACAACUGCAACGGCUCCUGCCUCGGACUGUGUCCCCUUUCUAACCUCUGAACUUGCAGCUUUCAUCUUGGGCCCGUGCGCUUUCUGCGUGGUUGGAUUAUUGUUCUACUCUGGAGCUGGAAUCUACAAGGAGAGAAAUGGCAGUGCAUUGAUGAAGUGAAGCUUGGAGCUAGAACUGUCCAAAGCCUUUGCCCAGCGCUCUGGAGCUGGCAGCUGGAUGGGUGGUGGCACAGGUUCUCUGGCAGGUUGCCUC
Messenger RNA from Phaethon lepturus (White-tailed tropicbird), 3600 nucleotides. RefSeq names its product mitogen-activated protein kinase 8 interacting protein 3 (gene MAPK8IP3). The record is from RefSeq and is a predicted model, not a curated record. NCBI's taxonomy places the organism in Eukaryota, Metazoa, Chordata, Aves, Phaethontiformes, Phaethontidae. The transcript is spliced from 25 exons. The coding region runs from base 1 to 3243 and encodes 1080 amino acids. Gene Ontology annotation, cellular component: cytoplasm. Gene Ontology annotation, biological process: vesicle-mediated transport. Gene Ontology annotation, molecular function: signaling receptor complex adaptor activity; kinesin binding; MAP kinase scaffold activity.